GGGGCAAGCUGAUUUUCAUGGCUCCAGGACCCAUCGAGCUCAGGGCCCAUGCCAUCCUUGUUUCUGAUGGUGGAGAACUCCGGAUUGGAUCCGAGGACAAACCCUUCCAAGGCAAAGCUCAGAUCAAACUCUUUGGAAGUUCCCAUUCAGCCCCUUUCUUUCCCUACGGAGUCAAGUUCCUGGCUGUGAGGAACGGAACUCUUUCCCUGCAUGGUUCACUACCAGAAGUAAUUGUUACCCAUCUUCGAGCAGCUGCCCAUGCUGGAGACACCAUGCUGGCUCUGGAAGAUUCUGUGGACUGGCACCCUGGGGAUGAAGUUGUCAUCAUCAGUGGGAUAGGGGUCGAAGGUGCCAAACCAAAAGAAGAGAUUAUCAUUGUGGAAACCGUGCACAAUGCAGACCUUUAUCUUAGGUCACCCUUGAGAUAUUCUUACAACUUUACAGAGACUUGGGUGACUGAUGAGCAUCAUAUUUUAAAGUCUACUGUGGUCCUGCUCAGCAGGAGUAUUACCAUACAAGGAAAUCUUACCAAUGAGAGGAUGAGGCUCCUUGCUUUGUGCCAGGGAGCCAAUGCUUCAGAAGGUAAUCUACAGCACUGUUUAUAUUCCAUGAGCGAGGAGAUCCUGGGAUCCAGGGAUCUGGGGGCCAGAGUAAUCGUUCAGUCCUUUCCAAAGGAGCCCAGCCUGGUCCAGUUGAAAGGGGUACAGUUCCAAGACUUGGGGCAAGCCUUCCAUAAGCAUCUGAGCUCACUCACUCUGGUGGGAGUUAUGAAAGGAACAUACAUGGAAAUAGGAUAUAUCUCUUGGGAAGCUAUUUCUGGAAGAAAAAAUGACUGGUCAGAACAGGGAAACAUAAUAAGAAACAAUGUGAUCAUCAGUGUUUCUGGUGCUGAGGGACUCUCCAAUCCUGAAAUGUUGUCACCAUCUGGUAUCUAUAUCCGCAGUCCCACCAAUGUCAUAGAGGGGAACAGGGUAUAUACUGCUGGUUAUGGCUACUUUUUCCAUCUUGUGACCAGGAAAACAUCACAAGCUCCACUUCUCGCCUUCAGUCAAAACACUGCACAUUCUUGUACAAGGUGUGGUCUCUUUGUAUACCCUAAAUUUCAGCCACCUUGGAAUAAUGGCACUGGGCCCACCUUGCUCCAAAACUUCACAGUUUGGGGAAGUGCAGGUGGUAUUCAGAUUUUUAGAAGUAGCAAUCUUCGUCUGAAAAACUUCCAAGUUUAUUCAUGUAGAGAUUUUGGAAUUGACAUCUUGGAAAGUGAUGCAAAUACUUCAGUUACUGACAGCUUAUUAUUUGGUCAUUUUGCCCACGAGGGAAGCCAGUGUAUGUCGACUGGGAUUAAAACCCCCAAAAGAUGGGAACUGAUGGUAUCUAACACAACUUUUGCUAAUUUUGAUCUCAUUAACUGUGUGGCCAUUAGAACCUGUUCAGGCUGUUCUCGAGGACAAGGUGGAUUUACUGUGAAGACCAACCAGUUGAAGUUUGCAAACUCUUCAAACUUAGUUGCAUUUCCAUUUCCUCAUGCAGCAAUUUUGGAAGACUUAGAUGGGACUCUAUCUGGGAAAAAUGGAAGUCACAUUCUUGCUUUCAUGGAAACCCUUUCAGCUUCUUGUUCAGUCAAUGCAAGCUUUGGUCGGAUUGUCCGUGGCAGUGUCUGUGGAGGAGGGGUUGUCUUUCAUCGUAUGUCUAUUGGUUUAGCUAAUGCUCCUGAUGUUUCUUAUGACUUAACCAUCACUGACAGCAGAAAUAAGACAAUCACUGUCAAUUAUGUACGUGAUACAUUGUCUAACCCUCAUGGCUGGAUGGCUGUGCUCUUGGACCAAGAGACCUACUCGUUGCGAUUUGAGAACCCUGGUAUCAACAGAUCCAUGCAGUACUCGGCAACACUGGACAACUUUACUCCCGAGAAUUUCCUCCUGCUGGUGCACACAGACCUACCGUCUUACCCUGACAUCCUCCUACAAUGCGGAAGUCGAAUGGGUCUGUCUCUUCCAUCUCUUCCAUCGCCCAGUCAGAACCAAGGCUGUGACUGGUUCUUCAACAGCCAGCUGAGGCAACUCACCUAUCUGGUUUCAGGUGAAGGCCAAGUUCAAGUAAUUCUCCAGGUGAAGGCAGGUGUACCUCCAACUAUUACAGCUUCUACCUCAGCACCUGAAUCAGCUUUAAAAUGGUCCCUCCCUGAAACUUGGCAAGGCGUUGAAGAGGGCUGGGGAGGACACAACCAUACCAUACCAGGCCCUGGGGAUGAUGUCCUGAUUUUACCCA
Molecule: messenger RNA, 2268 nt
Organism: Carlito syrichta (Philippine tarsier)
Lineage: Eukaryota; Metazoa; Chordata; Mammalia; Primates; Tarsiidae
Product: fibrocystin-like
Exons: 15
Source: RefSeq, a predicted model, not a curated record